Molecule: messenger RNA, 5786 nt
Organism: Poeciliopsis prolifica (blackstripe livebearer)
Lineage: Eukaryota; Metazoa; Chordata; Actinopteri; Cyprinodontiformes; Poeciliidae
Gene: kcnc2
Product: potassium voltage-gated channel, Shaw-related subfamily, member 2
Exons: 5
Coding region: 474-2270 (598 amino acids)
Biological process (GO): potassium ion transmembrane transport; protein homooligomerization
Cellular component (GO): neuronal cell body membrane; dendrite membrane; axon
Molecular function (GO): delayed rectifier potassium channel activity; protein binding
Source: RefSeq, a predicted model, not a curated record
GCGCGUUUGGGUUUGAGGAACGCGAAUCUCCGACUGACAUAUCUUCCUCCUCCGCUGGACCCCCCGGGGCUCCGAAGACGCGGAUCGGUUUUCACCGGCAGCAACAACGACGACGACGAUGAGAACGACGUGACAGAAGACGGAGCGGAUUAGUCUGUUUCCAAAGACUGCCUCUAACGACGAUGCCGUCAUCGAUUCCCAGACAGCUGUUGCUGUUUCGCGUUCCGCUGUUUUAGGCGGCGUGCCGGACGCUGACGAGGAAGGCGUCUCUGUGCGUCUUGGAGAGGGGCAGGGUGGGGACGCCGGCGACGCGCAGCAGCACCAACAUCAGAGCGGUCGGCUCGGGGUUCGGAUCAUCCGGCAGCCUCCCGGGCGUUGAGGCGCCGUCGGAGCGGACCGCGCGAUGCGCACCGACCACCUUCGUCUCGGCGUCUCUCCCUGAGAUCCCAUCGAGUCAUGUCUGAAACGGAGCGAUGGGCAAGUUCGACGACAACGAGAGGAUAAUCCUCAACGUCGGGGGCACGAGGCACGAAACCUACAAGAGCACCCUGAAGACCCUGCCGGGGACGCGCCUGGCCCUGCUCGCCUGCGACUCGGACAUCGACUCCGUGCUGGACCAGCUGCAACAAGUCCCCGGCUUCAUCGAGUACAACGCGCGGACCAACGAGUACUUCUUCGACCGCCACCCGGGCGUCUUCGCCUACGUGCUCAACUACUACCGCACCGGGAAGCUGCACUGCCCGGCGGACGUGUGCGGACCGCUGUUCGAGGAAGAGCUCUCCUUCUGGGGCAUCGAUGAGACGGACGUGGAGCCGUGCUGCUGGAUGACCUACCGGCAGCACCGCGACGCGGAGGAGGCGCUGGACGUGUUCGAGCUCAACGUGGACACCACCUGCGAGGAGGACGACGAGGUCGGCAAGAGGCUGGGGAUCGAGGACGUGGCGGCGGACGCGAACGUCGGCCUGUGGAGGAAGUGGCAGCCGGUGAUCUGGAACCUGUUCGAGGACCCGUACUCCUCCAGGGCGGCGCGGUUCAUUGCCUUUGCGUCUUUGUUCUUCAUCCUGGUCUCCAUCACCACCUUCUGCUUGGAGACCCAUGAGGCUUUCAACAAAAUCAUCAACAAGACCGACGCGCGGAACAGCAGCGAGCCGGACCCGGCGCCGCAGUAUGAGAUUGAGACCGAUCCCGCUCUCACAUACGUGGAGGGAGUUUGCGUGUUCUGGUUCACCAUCGAAUUUCUCGUGCGCGUCACCUUCUGCCCAGUCAAGUUGGAGUUUGUUAAGAGCGUUCUCAACAUCAUCGACUUUGUGGCCAUUCUGCCCUUCUACCUGGAGGUAGGGCUGAGCGGCCUCUCUUCGAAGGCCGCCAAGGACGUCUUGGGUUUUCUCAGGGUGGUGCGCUUCGUCCGGAUUCUGCGCAUCUUCAAGCUAACGCGUCAUUUUGUAGGGCUCAGGGUGCUGGGCCAUACAUUGCGGGCCAGCACCAAUGAAUUUCUGCUGCUAAUCAUCUUCCUGGCGUUGGGUGUUUUGAUUUUUGCCACCAUGAUAUAUUACGCCGAAAGGAUCGGUGCCAAGCCCAAUGACCCCACAGCCACUGACCACACCAAGUUCAAGAACAUUCCCAUCGGCUUCUGGUGGGCUGUGGUGACCAUGACUACUUUGGGCUAUGGAGAUAUGUAUCCAGAGACCUGGUCAGGCAUGGUGGUGGGAGCGUUGUGCGCUUUAGCCGGUGUGCUGACGAUAGCCAUGCCUGUGCCCGUUAUCGUCAAUAACUUUGGAAUGUACUACUCUUUGGCCAUGGCUAAACAGAAGCUGCCCAAGAAAAGGAAGAAACACAUCCCUCAGGCAGUGCAGGGAAGUUCUCCGACGUACUGUAAAGGGGACCUCAAUUUGACCUGCAACAGCACUCAAGGUGACUUGUGCCACGUCAAAGGGGGUAGAUUACUAGAACGCAACCGUUCAGUUCUGUCGGCAGACUGCAGCGCUGGCAGCGACCUGAGCAUGUCUCCAGAGGAGAUGGUCCCCAUGCGACGGUCCAGCAUCCGGGAGCACGACCGGCGAAGUGGCGGCACGUGCUUCCUCCUCGCUGCCAGUGACUACACGUGCCCCGCUGACGGAGGGAUGAGAAAACCAGGUAACUGCACGUGCUAUGAGAAAUCCCGGAGCUUAAACAACAUUUCUGGCAUGGCCUGCAACACCCUGCGGUUGUCUCCCGUGACCUCCCCCUGCCCGCUGCGCCGCUCCCGCUCCCCUAUCCCAUCCAUCCUGUGAGGCAUCCAACCUAAAAAGAACGCCCUCCCUCCCUGCCUCGGCAUCGUGUCUGAACUCACAUAUUGCCUACAUCGCAGCUGAGACUUAACUGCCAGGCUGGCAAAUCUCAGCAAGCAAGGAAGGAGCAUGAGCUAACAUCCUUAAGUAACACGAUUAUUCUACUUUGUCACUUGGAGUUCCCUUAAGUUCGACGCUGUCAUUUGAGACUUGCAAUAAAGGAACUCUGACUGAAGUAGCCGCCAUCCACCAUGUGAUCCAUAUGUACUAAUCAGGGAUAUUAAAUGUUGUCAUAUUUAGACAUCAUCAACCAAGAUGUGCUUCCAGCGACAAAAGGAUAAAGAGAUGUCACAGCAUUUCAACCACAUGACUGUAACUUUGCUUUAUGGUUUGGUGUUAUUUUUGGGUUUGAAGCGGAACGAAACGGUGAGAGAGUGUAAGUUUCAUCUCACACCAGCGCUUGUGUCUGUGCAAGGACCUGGUUUGGCAAACAGUUCGAAGGAGGAGAAAAGCUUGAGGAUUUAUAUGCCGACAUACAUAAAAAUGCGUCUUUUCCUCUUUCUUUUUUUCAUUUUUCUUAUUUUUGGUUCCACUGAGUGCCACCAAACUUGCUGUGUUUCUGGUUGUUUUACUGGCAGAUAACUGCAAAGAGGUGGUCUUUACUGGUUUCACACAAGCAGAGAGCAGCGUUCUAUCUUAAUGGCUUUGGGAGACGGAACCACCAUGGCAGAAAGUGGGAUAAGACUGUCAUCAGUAAUGGCGACCUAUUGCAGUGGGAGACCGCCCUCUGAACCCACCAGCGGGGAGCCACCAGGCCACUGCCACCGGACGACACGGAGGAAGGACCCUGCACGGAAGCUAAUGACUGACAGCAACCCAGCUUACUGUUCUGCCAACAAGGAAGAAACUUAUUGGUAAAACAACAAGAAAAAUUCUGGGAGGACUUUGAUAUGUUAAGCCCUCUCACGCUGUUAUUUUAUUUUCCUGUUUAUCUGAGGGGGCAAAAGUAAAAAAAAAAAUUUUAAAAAAAACAGGUCCUAAAGAAAGUUUAUGACAUGGACGUUGCUCCUGUAAAUACAAUCACUGCAGCACAUCUGGGACAAGUGGCUCUGUCCACACAUCUGUCGGGUGUCGAGGUGGAUGCUAUGGUAGCUACGUAACGUCGUGACACUCGGCAUCGAUCCCUCUUCUCGCUGUGGUAUCUCCUUUCCAUCGCAAUAAGUGUAUUAAGACGUAUCCGUUGAGGCACUUUGUGUUUUUGAAAAUGGAGUGUUAAUCGUAUCAGAUACUCUACUUAAGGUAUACACAGCGUAGAGAGAGAUAAUGUGCUAAGCUGAAUAAAUACAACAUCACAGUCAUCUAUGCUUACUUCUUAUUGGGUGACAUACAUCGGGCCCCGCCCACGCUAACACCGGGGAUCUCUAUUCUGUCUUUGCACUUCCCUUCAGCAAACGAACCAAUUUCCAAUUGGAAAUAAUUUGAGAUCUUAAAGUCAAGUCUGUGUUGGGGUGUUUACAUGCACUCUGGAUUCAGGUAAUGUUGCCUUGAAUUGCUUUUUGGUUCCUUCCUAUAUCCAUUUCAGAUAUUUAAACAAACUCCAUUUUAUAUAGUUUAUAUCCUGAAACAAUUAUAUGUAAAUGGACAUAAAAAUGAACGGGGUAAACCAGACUUCCUGUUCCCUGAAAUCAGUUGCUAUGUAAAAAAUGUGAGUUCAUGAUGCUACAUCAGACACAAAAGGUUAUACAGCACAGUUUGUUGAUAGAUAUCUUUCAUUGGAGUGAUUUAGACUCACUUUCUCUUACAUAAUGAGUCAAAUAAGAAAAUUGUAAUUGUCUUCCCUGGCCUGGACAGGUGAAUCGACACACGAUCAAUGAAAUUGGAUGGCACCAUUUCAUAUCAAAAAAAUGAAUAAAAUCUGGUUAAAUAUGAUCCAAACUUUGACGGCAGUAUCAGUGACGUGAUUAGCACCUGAAGAAGAGACGCAACAGUCCAAAAUGUUGAUAAAUGUAUAAACACAAAUGAAUGUUCAUUAAGCUUCAAGGAAUCAUGGAAAACGUUUUCCUCAUCGCUGCUUUGGCCGGGCUCAUAAUCUUCUUUGAAAUUUAAGUCCAGUGAAUGUUGACACUAUUGCCACCUACUGGAGCCAAAUUGGUAUAGCAGCUUUUCUUAUUAGCAUUUUACAGAUUUAAAGAGGGGGGGAGACAUCAUAUAAAAAUAUAUAUAUAUCUGGUGUAACGUAGCCGGGGCCUCGGUAGACUAAAUCACAAACGUGAGUGUGUAUGUCUAUAUGUGUCCCAAAAACUCUACUAGGUGGAGAGCUGGGGUUUGAAACACUGGGUCAGGGGAGACCAGUGAGUGGACCUGAUGCUCAAUCUUCCAGUUAGUGUUAGCACAAGCGCUCUCCCUGCGACGCAGCUGCCAUUGAAGAAGCUUCCCCCCUUCACCCCUGCUAACCUCAGCCACCAAUACCUACCUGGUGCAUUUAGUGCUGCAGACUUUAUUUUUUUUCUUUCUCUCUCUUUGCAAACCAAAAUGACUCUUUAACAUUACUCCUCAUUACUUCUGGUCGCUACAGAAAAAAAAAAAGAAGAAGAGAAACAACAACUGCAUGACCUGAUUCUUCCAAGCUUUGUUUCCUCCCCUUCCCCCAACAUCUUAAACCCCACACACUCUGUUAUGGGGGACGGAGCAAAAAGUGUAGCAGAAAUUUCACCGCGUUCCGAAGCGGGACGUCUAGAGCGGUACGCGUCUGCACUGUAGCAACCCUGUGUACCCACACGAUCAGAUCGGCUUUGCAAUAAGCGAAACGGGGGAGGAGGGAAGGGAAAAACAAAACAAAACAAACAAAAAAAAUGCACCGACCCACACUGUGAUCUCAGCAGCCAGUUACAGUAGGAAAGGAAACGGAAAAGCCAGGAACAGGAAUGAGACGAAGCCCACCCAAAAACCGGCUGCUUGUUUGGUAGCGACCUUUGCAGUUUGAAGUUAUCGCCCCGUAUACACAAUCCUCCUUGUGUAGUGACCACACGCUGCUUUACUCUUUUGAGCUGUCAAAGGAGAACCGUUCUUGUGUAAUCCUAGGAUGAUGUUGUGACUUGAAAAGAAACAAACAAACAAACAAAAAAAGAGUGUUUAUUUAUUUAUUUUUGAAACCAGAAUAUGUACUUUUGUGUGUGUGUGUGUGUCAUGCUGUUGAUGACCCCGUUGCUCUGGACGGUAGAAGUCCUGGUAGUCUGACGGUGUGCUUCUCCGUCGUGCGUUCAGACCGUCGACGCUUUUGACCCGAGUUCACGUUUCGUACGUUUUACUGUGAGGAAAGUUCUAGUUUCAAGUGUGUAUUUGUGGCGCCUUCUGUUGUCAUUCUGAAAUGCAUGCUGGAAAAAAAAAAAAAGUACAAUAAAAUAAAGUCACUAUGUCAAUCUGUACAAAAAAAAAAGUUGGAGUAUGACCUCCUGUAUAUCAUUCUGUGUGGAACUAAGGUAUUACUGUGUGAAAGACUCACCUAAACGAUUUCUUUUA